Saccostrea cuccullata (small rock oyster) is the source of this 1043-nucleotide messenger RNA. RefSeq names its product delta-like protein C. The record is from RefSeq and is a predicted model, not a curated record. Gene Ontology annotation, cellular component: membrane. The annotation marks the transcript as partial. Gene Ontology annotation, molecular function: calcium ion binding. Gene Ontology annotation, biological process: cell communication; multicellular organism development; Notch signaling pathway. Lineage: Eukaryota; Metazoa; Mollusca; Bivalvia; Ostreida; Ostreidae. The transcript has 7 exons.
AUACAUAAUAUUCCAAUGGGCUCACGCGAUCGGCGUCGACAUCAGCGCUCGCUAAAUCGCGCGACCAUUGACUCCACCACAGGAAACAGCGGUACUUACCGAACACUUAUACAGAUGUAAAUAUUGCCGGAGGGAGAGGGGACCCUCAUUCUGAUCCGAUAUACUGACGAUGGUUACCCUGACGAUGGAGUGUCAUCUGAUCUUUCUCGUGACUUUUAUUGUGCUAUGUGAGGGGUCCGGACACAUCUCUUUGACUAUGGUGCGUUACUACAAUCCUGGGGGCCGGGGGAGAAACGGACAUCCGUGUGACGGGAAAUUCUUCUUCAGCGGAAGUGACUGUGACCACAGAUUUACCAUCUGUCUGGACCAGUCAAAUGGACCCAACAAUGUAUACAGGUGUCCUUAUGGAAGAAAAUCAACAGGCGAAGUUUCCAACAAUAACAACAACUACUUCGGUGGAAAUGUAGGAGGUGUGGCAAACCCAAUGAUAUUUCCCUUCGCCCUAUGGCCGGGUGGCAUUAAGAUUAAGGUAGAAGUAUGGGAUGUUGACGACAACAGCGAUGAUUACGUUGACUUCCUGGCUGCUAUUUAUAGAACUAUUCCUGGUUUCAACGUCACUUCCGCUUCGUUAGUACCGUACACUCUCAGCUCACGCACAACGUUAUGGUUAAGAUUGAAGGUUUACUGCGACCAGGAUUAUUAUGGGGAAAACUGUGCCACUUUCUGUCAGUCACGUGACGAUCGUUUCGGACACUAUACCUGUGACCCCAAUACGGGAUCUAAAAUAUGUUUGAAAGGCUGGCAGGGGACACUAUGUCAUGUCCAGAUUGACAACUGUCUCAGUUCACCCUGUGUAAAUAGCGCCACCUGUGUCAACUCACACGGAGGCUUUCUUUGUGUCUGUGCGGACGGAUUCAACGGCACACGAUGUGAAAUUGAUUUAGAUGAGUGUCGAUCCUCCCCUUGUCAAAAUAAUGCAACUUGCACAGACCUUAUAAAUGGAUUUCAUUGCACGUGUUUGAAUGGAUUUUCUGGAAAGACGU